AUAUUGUCAAAAUCCAUAGAAAAACAUAUUUCUCAUCCAAGUGCAGUUACCUCAUAAAAACAUAUAUUUUAAGCCGGUCGAACGAUUUUUUAUUUGCAUUUCGAUCUUUGUUGCAUUUGAACAAUAUUUUUAGACAAAGAAAGGCGUAAAAAGAGUUUUCAGCCGCAAAACUCUUAUCUAAUCGAAUUAAAAAAACAAAGUAUUUGUUUGUAAGAACAAACAAAAUCACCAUGAAAAUUGCAAAUCAUGCAGUUGUGAGUGCAUUUCUAAUUGCAUUGGUUUUGCUUAUAUGCGAGGCAGAGGCGCACCUAAAAUAUCGUAAAAGUUUUAUUAAUCCAUAUCCAAGAUUUGAAGCUUUCCACGAUAGUGGAGAUCCUGGCGAGCCAUUGUUUCUUACGCCUCUUAUCAAUGACCCAAAAGUAAAACGUGAGGAUAUACAAGCAAAAGCUAAAGUCGUGGGCAACCAAUAUCAUGGUGUAGAAAGUUAUGCGGGUUAUUUAACGGUCGAUCCUAAAUUUAAUUCUAAUCUUUUUUUCUGGUACUUUCCGGCUGAGCAAGAACCUAGUUAUGCACCUGUAGUUUUGUGGCUACAGGGUGGUCCUGGUGCAUCCUCCUUAUUUGGACUUUUUACAGAGAAUGGACCAUUUGAAUUCGAUGUUCAUGGAAAAUUGCAAAAGAGAAACUACACCUGGAGUAAAACUCAUAAUCUUAUAUUCAUUGACAAUCCAGUGGGUACAGGAUUUUCUUUUACCGAUAGCGAUGAUGGUUAUGCCCGUAAUGAAAAAGAUGUAGGCCAUAAUCUGCACGAAGCCAUGCAACAACUGUAUGAAUUGUUCGAGUGGAGUGAUGUGUCCGGUUUUUGGAUCACUGGUGAAUCAUAUGCCGGCAAAUAUGUUCCAGCCUUGGCCUAUCAUAUUCACAAAGUGCAAAGUUCUGUUGACACCAGAGUUAAGAUACCCCUUAAGGGUAUGGCCAUUGGAAAUGGACUUUCAGAUCCUAUACAUCAGUUGAAAUAUGGAGACUAUUUAUAUCAAUUGGGUUUAAUUGAUGAGCACGGUUUAAAACAAUUCCACGAUGCCGAGGCACAGGGCGUAAAAUGCAUUGAAAAUCACGAUAUGGAUUGUGCCUUUGACAUUUUCGAUAAUCUCUUAAACGGCGAUCUCGUGAAUGGUUCACUGUUUACAAAUCUAACUGGCUACAAUUACUAUUAUAAUUACUUGCACACUAAGGGAGAUGAUUAUGGUAAAAUCAUGGGUGAUUUUCUGCAAUCCUCUUUGACUCGUCGUUCAAUUCAUGUGGGUAAUCUUACAUUCCAUGAUUUAGAUACUGAAAAUAAAGUAGAAAUCUUCUUAAAGCGAGAUGUCAUGGAUACCGUAGCACCUUGGAUUGCAGAACUAUUAGAAACUUAUAUUGUUUGUAUUUAUAACGGCCAAUUAGAUAUAAUUGUUGCUUACCCCUUGACACGUAAUUAUUUAAAUCAUUUGAAAUUUAAUGCUGCCGCAAUAUACAAGGUUGCUCCACGUCAAAUUUGGAAAGUUGAUGAUGAGAUAGCCGGUUAUGCAAAACAUGCUGGUCAUUUAAUUGAGAUUAUGGUACGUAAUGCUGGUCAUAUGGCUCCAACUGAUCAACCAAAAUGGAUGUUUAAUUUAAUACAUCAUUUAACUCAUUACAAAAAGGUAGUUUGAACCCCUGUAACCAAGUAAUAACUUUCAUAUAUUUUAUGGUAAAAAGCAAAGCUUAAUUUAAAAAAAAAAAUGUGUAUGUAAAUUUUUCAUUUUAAAAAAAACUAUUGCGAAUAAAUUUUUACAAUUUUAUUUUUGUUCUUC
Molecule: messenger RNA, 1826 nt
Organism: Lucilia sericata (common green bottle fly)
Lineage: Eukaryota; Metazoa; Arthropoda; Insecta; Diptera; Calliphoridae
Product: venom serine carboxypeptidase-like
Exons: 2
Coding region: 231-1685 (484 amino acids)
Biological process (GO): proteolysis
Molecular function (GO): serine-type carboxypeptidase activity
Source: RefSeq, a predicted model, not a curated record